Molecule: messenger RNA, 1248 nt
Organism: Helianthus annuus (common sunflower)
Lineage: Eukaryota; Viridiplantae; Streptophyta; Magnoliopsida; Asterales; Asteraceae
Product: probable CCR4-associated factor 1 homolog 6
Exons: 3
Coding region: 296-1105 (269 amino acids)
Cellular component (GO): CCR4-NOT core complex; CCR4-NOT complex; P-body
Molecular function (GO): nucleic acid binding; poly(A)-specific ribonuclease activity
Source: RefSeq, a predicted model, not a curated record
UUAUUACAUGUGUUUUUGUAGACCAUAUCCCGGUCACCCAAUAAAAUAACAAUCCCCCAAAAUUCCCCUUUCCCUUCGAAUUUCGAAACCCUAAUUUUAGCCUCCAUCCCCUGAUUACCAGAUCUACAUCGCCGCAAAGAUCUGAUUCGACUCGUAAUCGGCUCCAUUGAUAUUCAUUCAUGUUGUUAAGAUCCGUAUCGAUAAUCAAGCGGCACUGUUGAUAUUAAUACAUGUUCUGUUUCCUCACGAAAUUUCGAUAAAUUUUGAUAAAAAUUGAACGAUUUUGUUAUGAGAAAUGUCGCUUUUGUCAAAAAGCGAUUCGAUUCAGAUUCGCGAGGUGUGGAAUGACAAUCUCGAGGAAGAAUUCGCGUUGAUUCGAGAAAUCGUUGAUGAUUUUCCGUACAUCGCAAUGGAUACUGAGUUUCCUGGAAUUGUUCUUCGUCCGGUCGGUAAUUUCAAAAACAGUAACGACUAUCAUUACCAGACGUUGAAGGAUAACGUCGAUAUGCUCAAAUUGAUUCAGUUAGGGCUAACUUUUUCGGAUGAUCAAGGAAAUUUACCGAUGUGUGGAACCGAUAAGUUCUGCAUCUGGCAGUUCAAUUUUCGUGAAUUUAACGUGAAUGACGAUGUUUUUGCAAAUGAUUCUGUUGAGCUGUUGAAGCAGAGCGGUAUCGAUUUUAAGAAAAAUAACGAAAACGGAAUCGAUGCGCGUAGAUUUGGUGAGUUGUUGAUAUCUUCAGGGAUUGUGCUGAAUGAUAGCGUGUAUUGGGUAACAUUUCACAGUGGAUAUGAUUUCGGAUAUUUGUUGAAAGUGUUAACAUGUCAGAAUCUGCCUGAUACACAAUCUGGAUUUUUUAGUUUGAUUAAUAUGUAUUUUCCCACCAUUUUCGAUAUUAAACAUCUGAUGAAGUUCUGCAACAGUCUUCAUGGUGGGUUGAAUAAGUUAGCUGAGUUAUUGGAAGUCGAAAGGAUUGGUGUUUGUCAUCAAGCGGGUUCGGAUAGUCUGCUUACUGCGUGUACUUUCAGGAAGUUGAAGGAUAAUUUCUUCAGCGGGUCGUUGGAGAAGUAUGCUGGUGUCUUGUAUGGUUUAGGUGUCGAUAAUUGACGACAAUGGUAGAGGAAAUAAGCAACGAUUUGUUAAAAAAGAUAUCGAUAUGUUGGUUUUGUUUGUUCUUGUUUGCGAUAUAUUCAUGGUUUACAUUUUUUUAUGAUUUAUAAUAAAAAGAUGCAGCUGGUAUUUGAUGUCUA